AUGUCUGACGAUGAUGAUUUCAUGCAAGACUCUGAUGAGGAGUACGACUUUGAUUACGAAGGAUCCGACGAUGACGAGUCUGGCGACAUUGGAAUUGAGAACAAAUACUAUAAUGCAAAGCAAAUGAAGGCGGAGAACCCCGAGGAAGCCGUUGACGAGUUCUUGGGGUUACCAGCGAUGGAGCAAGACAAGAGCGAAUGGGGUUUCAAAGGAUUAAAACAGGCAAUCAAACUGGAAUUCAAGCUUGGGCGAUACAGCGAUGCCGUCGAACAUUACCGCGAACUCCUCACAUAUGUCAAAUCCGCCGUCACACGCAACUACUCUGAGAAAUCGAUCAAUAACAUGCUCGACUACAUCGAAAAGGGAUCCGACGAUGCAAAGGCCUAUCAAUGCAUGGAGGAGUUCUACUCGCUCACUCUUGAUUCAUUCCAGAAUACCAACAACGAACGCCUCUGGUUGAAAACGAAUAUCAAACUGGCUCGACUCUGGCUGGACCGGAAAGAGUAUGGCCAGCUUAGCAAGAAAGUGCGGGAGUUGCAUCGGGCGUGCCAACGCGAGGAUGGGUCGGACGACACCAGCAAGGGAACAUACCUGCUUGAACUCUAUGCUCUUGAAAUUCAGAUGUACGCCGAGACGAAAAACAACAAACGCUUGAAGGCACUCUAUCAGCGAGCGCUGCGCGUGCGGUCGGCCAUUAUGGGGAUCAUCCGGGAAUGCGGAGGCAAAAUGCACAUGAGCGAAGAAAACUGGGAGGAGGCCCAAAGUGACUUUUUUGAAUCGUUCCGGAACUACGACGAGGCUGGCUCGAUGCAACGCAUUCAAGUGCUGAAGUAUCUGGUGUUGACGACCAUGCUGAUGAAGUCGGAUAUCAACCCCUUCGACAGUCAGGAGACCAAGCCGUACAAGAAUGAUCCGCGCAUAUCCGCCAUGACAGAUCUGGUGGAUGCCUUCCAGCGAGAUGACAUCCAUGCAUACGAGGCGGUGCUUAGCAAGCAUCCCGACGUACUGGCGGAUCCGUUCAUUGCCGAGAACAUCGACGAGGUCAGCCGCAACAUGCGUACCAAGGCGGUGCUCAAGUUGAUCGCACCCUACACCCGAUUCUCUCUGCAGUUCAUCUCCAAGCACAUCAAGAUCUCAGUACACGAGGUGCUUGACAUUCUGAGUUACCUGAUCCUCGACAAGAAACUCAAUGCCAAGAUCGACCAAGAGAACGGCACGGUAGAGGUAGCGAGUUCCAGCGACGUGGAACGGCUGCGCGCGUUGGAGGAGUGGAGCUCAUCCUUGCAUAGCCUGUGGCAGACCGCCCUCAACGGCGAGGGAUUUCGGGCAGAGGAGACCACCGGGUCCAUGUUCGCGGGAUAUGAUGACGGGCCCAUGGGCAUGCGGACCCGGCGAAAGGAGCGCGGCAAGCCAUUCGGAGGCAAACUUGCUGUUUAA
Penicillium maclennaniae is the source of this 1437-nucleotide messenger RNA. RefSeq lists its product as uncharacterized. The record is from RefSeq and is a predicted model, not a curated record. Gene Ontology annotation, biological process: protein deneddylation. Bases 1 to 1437 code for a protein of 478 amino acids. The transcript has 5 exons. Gene Ontology annotation, cellular component: COP9 signalosome. NCBI's taxonomy places the organism in Eukaryota, Fungi, Ascomycota, Eurotiomycetes, Eurotiales, Aspergillaceae.